AUGCAAGACACUAAAACCCUUAUGGCAGCCGCAGCUUUGCCUGCCUCGGAUGAGAAACAGCGUGCUAUAGCUCACGAAAUACUAAAAUCUAAGCUUACAUCACCGGAGAAGUCCCUCGAUCGUGUAUUUGAUGAUGUAACAACUAUCACCGGUGCGGGAUUCGAGACAACUGCCAGCGAACUUCGAGCUGAAAUUGGGUCUAUGGAUGCGGACCCAAGCGAGGUUGAGUCAAAGACCCUCGAACAACUACCGUAUCUAACGUCUACAUUGAUGGAAGGCCUGCGAUUAAGUCCGGCCAUCGCCACACGUAUGGCAGGCAUUUCCCUAGAUAAGGAUCUCUUCUACGGUAACUGGCGGCUACCUGCCGGAACUCCUGUUUGA
Daldinia vernicosa is the source of this 381-nucleotide messenger RNA. RefSeq lists its product as uncharacterized. The record is from RefSeq and is a predicted model, not a curated record. Bases 1 to 381 code for a protein of 126 amino acids. NCBI's taxonomy places the organism in Eukaryota, Fungi, Ascomycota, Sordariomycetes, Xylariales, Hypoxylaceae. Gene Ontology annotation, molecular function: iron ion binding; oxidoreductase activity, acting on paired donors, with incorporation or reduction of molecular oxygen; monooxygenase activity. The transcript has 2 exons.